UUGUAUGAUGUGUGUUGACUCGGGGUAAAGCCGCGGAUUGGGAAUUUUGGAAGAAAAGGAAUUCCUGGCAAGAGCUUUGAUAUGUAAAGGCUGACUGGCUGACUGCAUGUGUGUCUAGAAUGCUCUCGUGUGUGUCCCUCAGAGCUCUACUAUUCAUCUCUACUCUAGUACGCGUCCUCCUGAUAGCUUAUGGGGAAUGGCAGGACAGACACUUUACUGUACAGUUCACUGACAUUGACUAUCAUGUAUUCAGUGAUGCAGCCCUGCACAUUACCAGGGGGGAGUCCCCUUAUGACAGACCCACCUAUCGCUACACACCUCUGCUAGCACUCAUCCUCACACCCAAUCACUAUCUAUUCUUCUCAUUCGGCAAAUUCCUAUUUGUGAUUUUUGACCUCCUCACUGGUUGGCUAAUCUACACGCUCCUCAGCUUGAGGCAUGUUUCAGAGUCCCUCAAGUUGCUAUCGUGUGCCUGUUGGCUGCUCAAUCCACUAACAGCCACUGUGUCCAGUCGCGGGAAUGCCGAGUCUCUGCUUUCUUUUCUCGUUUUAUCCUGCCUCUACCUGCUUGUUUGUCGUCAUACCAUCUCAGCAGGCGUACUGUUUGGAUUGGCUGUUCAUAUGAAGAUAUUUCCUAUCAUGUACUCUCUCCCAAUGUUCCUGUUUAUUGACGAGCACUACACAGUGAAAGUGGGCGGAGUAACUGAUGGGAAGAGGGUGUGGUUAAUGGGUCUACUGACUAGAGAGAGGUUAAAGUUCACUGUCGUAAGUGCUGCAACCUUUGCUCUCACUACAUUGUUGUGUUUUAUGUGGUGUGGGAUGGACUUUAUUCACGAGGGGUACUUGUAUCAUAUAACGAGAAGGGACACUCGUCACAACUUCUCAGUGUGGUUCUACAUGUUAUAUUUGAUCCAGGACUCGUGGCUCUCCCUGCCAGUGGGGUUACUGGCCUUCAUACCUCAGGCCCUGCUGCUGAUAGCAUCAGCCCUCUGGCUCUAUAGGGACCUCCCGUUCUGUUGCUUUGUGCAGACCUUUGUGUUUGUCACCUUCAACAAAGUGUGCACCUCUCAGUAUUUCUUGUGGUACCUGUGUCUGCUGCCACUGAUCGUCCCCUUCUCUCGCCUGAGGCUGUGUAGUGUGGUAGUCAUGACAACCAUGUGGUUCCUUGGACAGGCCCUGUGGUUGGUCCCUGCCUAUUACCUGGAGUUCCAAGGCUACAACACAUUCACUCGGAUAUGGACUGCUGGCAUUGCGUUAUUUGUUAUCAAUGUGUUCAUUAUUGUGAGGAUCAUCCAACACCACUCGUUUUGUCCCACUCUGAGAAAUGGUCAUGUCACCAAGUUGUGCUUGAAGACUUCAUAAUAAUGUUUAUUAAAUCAA
Halichondria panicea is the source of this 1379-nucleotide messenger RNA. Its product is annotated as GPI mannosyltransferase 1-like. The coding region runs from base 120 to 1361 and encodes 413 amino acids. Lineage: Eukaryota; Metazoa; Porifera; Demospongiae; Suberitida; Halichondriidae. The record is from RefSeq and is a predicted model, not a curated record. Gene Ontology annotation, molecular function: GPI mannosyltransferase activity; alpha-1,4-mannosyltransferase activity. Gene Ontology annotation, biological process: GPI anchor biosynthetic process. Gene Ontology annotation, cellular component: membrane; glycosylphosphatidylinositol-mannosyltransferase I complex. The transcript is spliced from 5 exons.